AACUGCUGGAAUGAAUACCUGAGCACCCGCAUCGAGCAGAACCUGGUCCGCACCUGUACGUGUCCGACCACCGACUGCCGGGCGCAACCAACGUCCGACUUCAUCCGCAACAUCAUCUCCUCCAAAGAGGUCAUCGAGAAGUAUGAGAAGGCUUUGUUGCGUGGCUUUGUGGAGAGUUGCUCUAACCUGACGUGGUGCACGAACCCCCAGGGCUGUGACCGUAUCCUGUGUAAGGAAGGGCUGGGGAGCGGGGCCGCCUGCGCCAAGUGCUCCUGGAUGUCCUGCUUUAAGUGCAGCUUCCCUGAGGCUCAUUACCCGGCCAGCUGCAGCCAUAUGUCCCAGUGGAUGGAUGACGGGGGCUUCUACGAGGGGAUGACCCUGGAGGCGCAGAGCAAACACCUGACCAAGCUCAUCUCCAAGCAUUGCCCCAGCUGCCAGGCUCCGAUCGAGAAGAACGAGGGCUGCCUGCAUAUGACCUGUGCCAAAUGUAACCAUGGAUUCUGCUGGCGUUGCCUGAAGCCCUGGAAACCCACACACAAGGAUUACUACAACUGCUCCGCCAUGGUCAGUAAAGCUGCCCGUCAGGAGAAGAGGUUCCAGGACUACAAUGAGAGGUGCACAUUACAGCAUCAGUCAAAGGAGUUUGCGGUGUCUCUGAGGAAUCGACUGAGCAUCCUCAAUGAAGAACCGCCCCUGCGGAACCUGAGCCUCCUCAUCACCGCCUGCAGGGUGCUGGAGAUGAGCCGCAAGGUCCUCGGUUACUCCUGUGUCUACAGUUACUAUAAUCAGGACUCGGAACGUCUCGAUGUUUUGGAGUCUCAGACAGAAAACUUGGAAUUCCAUGUGAACGCCCUUCAGAUUCUUCUCGAGUUCAGCCUUCUGCAGAGUGAGGACUUGGCCUGUUCUGUGCGGCUCCUCAGUCCUGACAAGUACAGCAGUGUCCUGGAGCUGGUCAGAAGAGUCCAAGAGCGACUGAACGGCAUCUUACAGCACUCCACCCAGGAUUUUUGUGUCGGAUUCCUGCCUGAUCUCAAUGAGAAGGAAAUGAAAGGAUCCAACCUGAGCAACAUGGCCGCCUUCCCUGGAGCCACAGAUAAUAAUGACGACUCCUCGGACUCGGUGGACACCGGUGACGAGCAGGAUGAGGAUUACGUUCCUGUUCCCAAUUACGCUCCUGCGUGGCACGAAGAAUACGACGACGAGCUGGACGAGGACGAAUUCUCCUACGAUGAAGACUAUGACUCCGAGAACCUGGAGCCGGACUCCUUCAUCUUUGAGGAUUAUGAUGGAGAAGCCUAGAAGUGACCCUUCCCCCUCUACAUUUCAGCGGCAGGAUGCCCCCAUAUCAGCCACGUCUUACGUUUUAUCCUCCCCCUUGUGCCUGGGUAGCGAUCACGUGGCGCGGCGCACGGCUAAUUCAUGGUUCACCUGAUGCCUCCGGUCCAGAUGACGGAGCUGGAAUUCUAUAAACCUUUAUAUUUAUAAUUAAGAGUUAUUUUUUAUUAAUCCUUUUACUUUGUCUCAUUGUGAUGCCCCAUUGUUAACCGUUUAAAGGGGGGGGGGAUUGGUGCCUCUAGUGGGCGAAGGUGCGAGGGGCAGCGGGAGGGC
Molecule: messenger RNA, 1608 nt
Organism: Hyla sarda
Lineage: Eukaryota; Metazoa; Chordata; Amphibia; Anura; Hylidae
Gene: CUL9
Product: cullin 9
Exons: 10
Molecular function (GO): zinc ion binding
Source: RefSeq, a predicted model, not a curated record